AUGUCUGUCGAUCGUGAGCUCUUUGGAGGCGCUAUCAUUGCGAAGACGGCCCUUGAUCUUACCGAUGCGUCCGACUUGCGUCAAGUACCAGACAACCAGGAGGUGUUUAUGUACCCCAAUUUUAAUAUCAGCAUUGUCGUAGAGAUCCUACAAAAAGUGGAUCAUUCCCACUUUAAUGACGCAAUACGAUUCCACUUUGACUCUUUAGCGCAUGACAAUUCGGCACGCUCUUCUGAAGUUCAAAGUGUAUCUGUCAUUCCUAAUGACAGAGGUGACGAAACACCAUCGGUCGCCGUUUUAAAAGGAGUCCAAUACAUCCCCAAAUUCAACCACACCACUCCCGACAAAGUCGAGAUCUUGAUGGGACUGUACCGUGUAGAGUCAAAAGGCAUAGAUCUGGUGGUUACUUUCAAUGUUCCACUUGAGACGGUCGAUGGAGGAGCGGUCGACAGCGGCGGCCUUCAAAAGGCGGAAGCUGACUUCGACACGUUCGUCCGUUCGUUGCGUAUACUGGACUUCGACCUGUUCGCUUAA
Molecule: messenger RNA, 534 nt
Organism: Psilocybe cubensis
Lineage: Eukaryota; Fungi; Basidiomycota; Agaricomycetes; Agaricales; Agrocybaceae
Exons: 3
Coding region: 1-534 (177 amino acids)
Biological process (GO): protein import into nucleus
Cellular component (GO): nucleus
Molecular function (GO): guanyl-nucleotide exchange factor activity; small GTPase binding
Source: RefSeq, a predicted model, not a curated record